AUGUCUAUAACUAACAAGCAUUUUCAGUUCGCCCUACUCCAGGCUCUGCCAGUGGUGGCGGUUUUGGCUUCACUGGUUGAGGCCCUCCAGAUCCACAUGUCAUUUGGUAACUGCAAUCCUCUCCUUGAUCCUGGCAAGGAUGGGUACAAUACAGCACUUUUCUUGGCAUUUACUCAAUAUGUUCAGUAUGAGAAGACAGGGGAUUGGCAUAUAUCUCCGACUGUCAGGGUGUGUAGCACAGAGUUGCUGACAGACCUGCAAAUAUUAAUGCACCUGUCUGUUUCUGAAGGCAAUGAUCUUUUUGGUAAUGGAAAUAUUGAAGAUGUGGUGAGCCAGUUUGAGAAGAAAAAGUGUGCAACCAUUACUGUGAAUGGUUCAGUUUUGAGUUGGAGGCAUAUGGGAGGCAAGCUUGAUAUUGAACUCGCUGUAUCUUAA
Messenger RNA from Suillus discolor, 435 nucleotides. RefSeq lists its product as uncharacterized. The transcript has 4 exons. Bases 1 to 435 code for a protein of 144 amino acids. Lineage: Eukaryota; Fungi; Basidiomycota; Agaricomycetes; Boletales; Suillaceae. The record is from RefSeq and is a predicted model, not a curated record.